AUGGCUGCGGCUGUGGCCUCGGCGGCCCAGGACGCGCGGGCUCGUGCGGGCCGGAAGGAUGCGGAGUCUCCAGAGAGGGAGAUGAAGGAGCCGGCAGGAGACGACGCGGAGCUGGUGGCCGAGGCGGAGGCCGUGGCUGCGGGCUGGAUGCUCGACUUCCUCUGCCUCUCCCUGUGCCGAGCCUUCCGCGACGGCCGCUCCGAGGACUUCCGCCGCACUCGCGACAGUGCGGAAGCUAUUAUUCAUGGACUACCUAGUCUUACAGCUUACCAAUUGAGAACUGUAUAUAUAUGUCAGUUUUUGACAAGAAUUGCAGCAGGAAAAUCUCUUGAUGCACAGUUUGAAAGUGAUGAACGUAUUACACCCUUGGAAUCAGCCCUGAUGAUUUGGGAUUCAAUAGAAAAGGAACAUGACAAACUUAAUGAAGAAAUACAGAAUUUAAUUAGAAUUCAGGCCGUGGCAGUUUGUAUGGAAAGUGGCAGCUUUAAAGAAGCAGAAGAAGUGUUUGAAAGAAUAUUUUGUGAUCCAGAAUCUCACACGCCUUUAGGGAGGAAAUUACUCAGGAUAAUCUCUCAGAAAGAUCCACUCCACUCCUUUUUUCAACACUUCAGCUAUAACUGCAUGAUGGAGAAAAUCAAGUGUUACGUGGAUCAUGUGCUAAAUGAAAAAUCAUCAACUUUUCUAAUGAAGGCAGCAACAAAGGUAGUGGAAAAUGGGAAAGCAAGGACACUAGCUUCUGAGGAUAAGCAAAAUGCUACUAAUGCUGAAACAGAAACUGAAGUUCAUUUGAAUAGAGGGAAAAGUGUUAAUGACCAACAAUCAGAAACUGAAUCCUUAGUGGAUACAGAAUCCAUAAUAAGGUAUCACAAGACUGUCUUAUCUAAGUUGAAACAAGGAAGCAGUCAACCAGAUUUUAAUAACAAAGAAGAAAGAAUGGGAAUUCUUCAAAGUAAAAUAACGACAGAAGGAAACAGAAAAACCACUGGAAGCAAUAGAUUAUGUAUUUCAAAGAAUCAACCAGACACUGAUGAGAAACACAGGCGUAAGAAAAAACAGACAUGGCUUUGGGAAGAGGACAGAAUUUUGAAGUGUGGUGUAAGGAAAUAUGGAGAGGGAAAUUGGUCUAAAAUACUGUCACAUUAUAAGUUCAACAACCGAACAAGUGUCAUGUUAAAAGACAGGUGGAGAACAAUGAAGAAACUAAAACUGAUUAACUGAGACACUGAAGGCUGAAUGGGUUCAGCUUAAUACAAGGACAGUUAAAUACUUGGAUCCCUACAUUUUGUUCAGAACUUUCUGGUCAGUGAUGGGUCUUACAAUUUUUGUUGAGAGCAUUAUCUUUUUUGUGAUAGUUUUAUUACAGAUUUUCACUGUAAAAGUAAAGUUAUGUGCUGCCAGUGUUUUCUUUAAGACUUUAUUUUUGUAAAUCAUAGAUACGUCGAACCCUAACAAAUUCAGUACCCCAUCCUGUUUUAGUACAAAAGUAAGUAAGCCUGAUAAGAUAGGAAGUAUUUAUUUAUGGCUAUUUCUGUUUGCGCUAUUCCAUGUCUGUAGAUUAACCUUACAAAAUGCCACAUAGAAAUGGAUUUUCUAAAGAAUUGAACUGGGUUGUUUCUUUGUGGUGUUUGUUUGGUUGGUUUGUUUUGUUUCUCUUGGCUUAUCGUUAAUGUACUACUCACUGAAGAUUUUACUGCUACAGUGAUAAAUGUUCAAAACAGUCUAAGAGUUCUGACAAGCUUGAGUUCUCUCAGUAGUUUCAUUUAAAGGAAGAUGAGUUUUUGUCAACAAUUUAUUCUUUAGAAUAUUUACUCAAGGACUAAUAAUUAGCAUUUUGAGUUUUUUUGUGCUGUAUUUAGCAAGUGAAUAAAAAUCUCAACCUAUUGAAUUAUGUAUGUUAGAAAUGG
This is a messenger RNA of Phodopus roborovskii (desert hamster), 1904 nucleotides long. RefSeq names its product telomeric repeat binding factor 1 (gene Terf1). Gene Ontology annotation, biological process: telomere maintenance. Bases 1 to 1218 code for a protein of 405 amino acids. Gene Ontology annotation, cellular component: chromosome, telomeric region; nucleus. The record is from RefSeq and is a predicted model, not a curated record. The transcript is spliced from 10 exons. Gene Ontology annotation, molecular function: telomeric repeat DNA binding; protein homodimerization activity. NCBI's taxonomy places the organism in Eukaryota, Metazoa, Chordata, Mammalia, Rodentia, Cricetidae.